Molecule: messenger RNA, 788 nt
Organism: Vigna angularis (adzuki bean)
Lineage: Eukaryota; Viridiplantae; Streptophyta; Magnoliopsida; Fabales; Fabaceae
Product: chaperone protein dnaJ 11, chloroplastic
Exons: 1
Coding region: 80-562 (160 amino acids)
Source: RefSeq, a predicted model, not a curated record
CAUUCCCCUUCCCAUAUUUCAAUCCCAAUUCCCAAAUCAAAACCUCUUCCAGAGCUUCGCGACUUCAACACUACCAAAUAUGAUUUCUUCUGUGGCCUUUCAACCGUCAAUUCCCGCCGUUAACUUCUCCGGUAAAGCCGCGACCUCGCCGUCCUGUAAGGCCAGAUCCCGCCCAAUAGUCGCCUUCGCCACCGCUACCGCCACUGCAACCGAGGAAGCUCGAUCUUCCUGGACGGAGAAACCACGCCCAUCGUAUCUGAACUCCUCAUGCUCUUCUCACUACGAUAUCCUCGGCAUCCCCGCCGGUGCCUCCGUCCAGGAAAUCAAGGCCGCGUACCGGCGGUUGGCCAGAGUCUGCCACCCGGACGUGGCGGCGAUCGACCGGAAAAAUUCCUCCGCGGACGAAUUCAUGAAGAUCCACGCCGCGUACUCCACUCUCUCGGAUCCUGACAAACGCGCCAACUACGACCGGAGCCUAUUCCGGCGACAACGGCCGCUGUCGACCGCGGCGGUUUUUUCCGGCUACACGCGCCGGAACUGGGAAACGGAUCAGUGCUGGUAAUGAGUCACUGAGUCGACUCGCCGAGCGAAAAGUGAGAAGACGCGGUUAUUGAAGCGCCUUUCCUUGCAUAUAAAUUAUUAAUCACUAAUUCGUAGUUAAUAUAUCUCCUUAGGGUAGAAUAGACGGCACUAGUACUCAGUACUACAUGCCAUUUGUAAUAUAAAUUUUCAUCAAAUGACAAAAAAAAAACGAAAAGAGAAUUCAAAGUGCCCAAUAAGUUCGUUAG